Gaeumannomyces tritici R3-111a-1 is the source of this 267-nucleotide messenger RNA. RefSeq lists its product as hypothetical. The record is from RefSeq and is a predicted model, not a curated record. The coding region runs from base 1 to 267 and encodes 88 amino acids. The transcript is spliced from 2 exons. Lineage: Eukaryota; Fungi; Ascomycota; Sordariomycetes; Magnaporthales; Magnaporthaceae.
AUGGUUGACGAACCGUGGACCGCAAAGCCCCGGAAAUGUUCAGAUGCUCGACGUCGGAUCAGGUCGGGCCCAAAAUAUGCUAGAUAUGGUAGAUCUAUUACCCACCAUUUUAUCAACAGUCACACUCCUGCACCAACGAGGCAAGAAGGGCAAGGAAUAAGAUGGGAUAGUAUGGAUGUAGACGCCCGGUUCCUGUCCUCCAGCCUCACGGGUCGCCAUCACUCACGUGAAAAGGCCGCUAGAGAAGUGGAUGCCAACCAGAUAUGA